GUUCUACAAUAAAAAUAUCCAUUAUAAAUACAGAACCCUAACUCUCUUUUCAGUUGCUGACUCAAAUCUCCAAACUCCUAGAAAAUCUCCAAAUUCCCAAGUUUGUUUCUUUAAUCUCUCUAUUCCUCACAAACUCAUCAAUUUCCAACGAACCCACAAGAUCAAAUAUUUAUCCUUUUUUCCUCGUUGAGAUCGAUCACACACACACAAAUCUGAAAUCUGAGAUCUUUAACAUCAAUGGCGUCAUCGUCUAGCCUGACUCGAUCGGGAAGCGUCCACCUAGACGAGAAGUGGAAACUGUCAAAGAAAGACGGCGGCGCGUCGAGGAUCACGCGCUCUUCAUCGACCUCAUCUUCUUCCUUCAACGGCAAGAAACAGGGGAGAUGUGCUUUUACGAGAAAGUGUGCAAGAUUGGUUAAAGAACAGAGAGCUCGUUUCUACAUCAUGCGUCGAUGCGUAAUCAUGCUUAUUUGCUGGAGAGAUAAUUACUCUGAUUCUUAAAAAAAAAAAAAAAAACCAAAUCUCUCUCUGUUUCUUGAUUUCUCUGUUUCUAUGUUUCUGAAACCAAAGUAGAUAGUUAUAAUACAUGUACAUAAAGGGUUCUGUUUUCUGUUGGUUUCUACUUCUUUAGAUGAACUUUAGAUUUUGUUUAUGAUUCUGGUUAGAGAAGCUUUGUUUAAGAUCAGUUCCAGUGUGAAGGAAAAUAAAAAAAAAACGAAGAACAGACAAAUUGUAAAAUAUUUUAAUCAAGUAUAAAAUAGUGAAUUAGAUUCGUCUUUCGACUUCUUGUGACGAUUUUGUUUUUGUUUGUUGCUCUUUUGUUCGUUUGUGUUUUUUGCAUAUUUUCCUCUUCUUGUUGUUCAUUAAUGAUAUUACUCUGAAGAUGACGACGAUGAAUGUGGCUUUUCUCUAGAGUCUAUAGAGGUGGGAGAGAGAGAAAAAGAUUCCAUUGGAACUGUUACGAUUAAGCUAUGUGUGGAUCUUGUGUGCUUAGUCUGACAAAGUUAUUAGUUUUUCUCUCUUUUUAGUAAUAAACAAUUAUGAUUUAUAUAUUUUUCUAAAAUUUCAUUUCUUAAUUAGUUAUGAUUAAUAUUUGAAGUUGUAGUCAAGCUCUUUUGUUUAUGCUUAAUGAUAUAAAACUAUACUUGUAGAAUUGUUAGACUUAGCCAUGAUUAGACUUGUUCAAGAAAUUAGAAUGUGUUAAAUAUGAUUACGACUUUCUUUUAUACUUAAACUAUUACGAGGCUUUUUUAAUAUAGUUUUCGAUUAGUGCCAUUUCGUUGCUUAUGAAAUUGGUUCUUUAACGGGUAAUAUUUAAUGUUGAUUGGGACUAAUAUUGGAGGUGAUUUUUUUCCUUCUCAAGAAAGGAAGAAUAUUGAUUGGUUAAUCUUGGAGGUGAUUUUUCUUCUCAUGAAAGGAAGAAUCAUAACAAGAUACGUGGAUUAUAUCUAGUUUAAUUGUUUAGUUU
Messenger RNA from Arabidopsis thaliana (thale cress), 1468 nucleotides. RefSeq names its product ROTUNDIFOLIA like 8 (gene RTFL8). The coding region runs from base 238 to 501 and encodes 87 amino acids. Lineage: Eukaryota; Viridiplantae; Streptophyta; Magnoliopsida; Brassicales; Brassicaceae. The transcript has a single exon. Gene Ontology annotation, biological process: negative regulation of cell population proliferation. Gene Ontology annotation, cellular component: plasma membrane. The record is from RefSeq and is marked reviewed.